UAACUUAGCUGUAACAAAUUUCAUUGGCUGACAGCAUCAAACUCUUGAGAGAUUCCCUACACUUGGUACCUCUAUUUUUUCUAUUGCAUCAGAACACAAAACCCCACCCCACACAAACACAUACUCUCUCUCUGGUUUUGUUCUGAUUUAGGGGCCAGUUUGAAUCCAAGUUCUGCUUGUACAAAUUAGGGUGGGAAAUUGAGCCAAUUUCAGCAACUUUCUCUUCCUUUUUUUUUUCUGUAAUAAAGUAACUGAACACCGAGUUUUCGUCCAAUUGGUUGAUCGCAAUAAUUGAAAGAUGGGUGUUUAUGACUGAAUUUUUUAGAAUCAACUCUGUCCACUCUUUACAUACUCACAGGCAGGUAAUGGUGGAGAUAAAAAUGAUAGCUAUAUGUCAGUUGGGUGGUGAAUUUGUAACAGAUAAGGAUGGUACUUUGUCGUAUAGAGGUGGUGAUGCUCAUGCUAUAGACAUUGAUGACCAAAUUAAGUUCAAUGACUUCAAGGUGGAGGUGGCUGAGAUGUUUAAUUGCAGUGUCAAUACCAUGUCUCUCAAAUACUUUCUUCCAGGCAAUAAGAAGACUCUUAUUACCAUCUCUAAUGACAAGGACUUGAAGAGGAUGAUAAAAUUUCACGGGGAUUCUGUCACUGCUGAUGUUUAUGUGAUUUUGGAAGAUAAUUUUCUGCCUGGUGUCUCAAAUUUGCCUGCCAGUAGAUCAAGCAGAACAACUCUGUCUGAAGCAGUGCCUCCUAUUGAUGCUCCUCUUGCCAUUUUGGAGGAUAUCACUCAGCCUGAUAACUCGCUUGUGGCACCUCUUGAUCUUGAUGUUGUAGAUGAUACCAAUAAUGUUGAUAUUCAUAUUGAAGAUCAGCAGAUUGAUCCACUUGAAAUUUCACCCAUUCUUCCUCUUCUUGCUUCCAAUGAUGAGAAACAUGCUAAAGGUGCACAGCAAUGGCAGAAUACUAUUACUGGAGUAGGUCAAAGAUUCAGCAGUGUUCAUGAAUUUCGCGAAUCAUUGCGUAAAUAUGCCAUUGCACACCAGUUUGCAUUUAGAUAUAAGAAGAACGAUAGCCAUCGUGUAACAGUUAAAUGCAAAGCCGAAGGUUGUCCCUGGAGAAUUCAUGCGUCAAGGUUGUCGACCACUCAACUAAUUUGCAUCAAGAAAAUGAAUCCAACUCAUACAUGUGAAGGGUCGGUGGUGACAACAGGACAUCAGGCAACUCGGAGCUGGGUAGCUAGUAUUAUUAAGGAAAAGUUGAAAGUUUUCCCAAAUUACAAGCCCAAGGAUAUUGUCAAUGACAUCAAACAUGAAUAUGGAAUCCAACUGAACUACUUCCAGGCAUGGCGUGGGAAAGAAAUUGCAAAGGAGCAGCUUCAGGGUUCAUACAAAGAGGCAUAUAAUCAGUUACCAUUUUUCUGUGACAAGAUAAUGGAAACAAAUCCAGGUAGUCUGGCAACAUUCACCACUAAGGAUGACUCAAGUUUUGAGGGCCUAUUUGUCUCAUUCCAUGCCUCAUUGUAUGGUUUUGUUCAAGGUUGCAGACCUCUUCUUUUCCUUGAUAGCUUACCUUUAAAUUCAAAAUAUCAAGGUACAUUAUUAGCUGCAACAGCUGCAGAUGGGAAUGAUAGCGUGUUUCCUGUUGCGUUUGCAUUAGUAGAUGCAGAAACUAAUGAUAAUUGGCAUUGGUUCUUACUUCAAAUGAAAACUGCACUGUCAACUUCUUGUCCAAUAACAUUUGUGGCGGACAAACUAAAGGGCUUAAAGGAAUCAAUUGCCGAGAUAUUCAAGGGCUCAUUCCAUGGCUAUUGCCUACGGUAUUUGUCUGAGCAGCUUGUGCAGGACUUGAAGGGGCAGUUUUCUCAUGAGGUUAAGCGACUAAUGAUUGAAGACUUAAAUGCUGCUGCCUAUGCAUGUAGGCCUGAAAUCUUCCAGAGGUGCAUGGAGAGCAUCAAAAGUAUUUCACUGGAAGCUUACAAUUGGAUCCUCCAAAGUGAACCGCAAAAUUGGGCAAAUUCAUUUUUUCAGGGUGCAAGAUACAAUUACAUGACAUCUAACUUUGGAGAGAUGUUCUACAGCUGGGUGUCAGAUGCACAUGAGUUACCAAUAACACAGAUGGUUGAUGUGAUACGGGGUAAGAUUAUGGAGUUGAUUUAUACAAGGAGGGCAGAUUCCAACCAGUGGCUGACAAGAUUAACUCCAUCUGCGGAGGAAAAGCUAGAGAAGGAAAGUUUGAAAGUACAUUCCCUUCAGGUGCUGCUGUCAGCUGGUAGUAUAUUUGAGGUUCGUGGAGAAUCUGUUGAAGUGGUUGAUAUCGACCGCUGGGAUUGUAGUUGCAAAGAUUGGCAGCUUACUGGUUUACCUUGUUGCCAUGCUCUUGCUGUCAUUGGUUGUAUUGGCAGGAGUCCAUAUGAUUAUUGUUCAAGAUAUUUCACAACUGAAAGCUACCGAUUGACAUAUUCUGAGUCUGUUCACCCUGUACCCAAUGUGGACAUGCCUCUUGAGAAAGAUUCUUCUCAGGUUGCAGUAACUGUAACCCCUCCUCCGACCCGGCGUCCUCCAGGCCGGCCUACCACAAAGAAAUAUGGACAACAAGAUGUAGUCAAACGUCAGCUCCAGUGCAGUAGAUGCAAGGGGCUUGGGCACAACAAGUCCACUUGCAAAGUUGUAGAGUGUUAGAAGAGCUUUUGUAAAGUGUUAGGGAUGACAUCAAGAAGCAGAGGCAUCAGAAUCUGUACAUGUAACAACUAUUUUGAAGGACCAGAAAGACCUAUUAAAAUGCUUGAUUUAAGUGACUUGAAUUGUGAGACCUUUAGUUUUGUACGGUUGGUUGCUUAUCUUUAUCUGGUGUUGCCUUUGAGCUUUAUUUCUUUCGGAAUUCUUACUAGUUUGAACAAGAGUGCAAUGACCGUGAUAAUAAUGUUAGGAACGCGUGUUGCUGAUGUAAACAAGAGUAUUUAUGCUCAGAUUUGUUAUAUGAGAAAAGGCUCAUCUAGGUUUCAACUUUAUUCA
Molecule: messenger RNA, 3008 nt
Organism: Populus euphratica (Euphrates poplar)
Lineage: Eukaryota; Viridiplantae; Streptophyta; Magnoliopsida; Malpighiales; Salicaceae
Gene: MUG7
Product: MuDR family transposase
Exons: 5
Coding region: 309-2675 (788 amino acids)
Molecular function (GO): protein binding; zinc ion binding
Source: RefSeq, a predicted model, not a curated record